Molecule: messenger RNA, 642 nt
Organism: Lagopus muta (rock ptarmigan)
Lineage: Eukaryota; Metazoa; Chordata; Aves; Galliformes; Phasianidae
Product: heterogeneous nuclear ribonucleoproteins C1/C2-like
Exons: 4
Coding region: 29-523 (164 amino acids)
Cellular component (GO): nucleus
Molecular function (GO): RNA binding
Source: RefSeq, a predicted model, not a curated record
UUUCGGAGGUCCUCUUUAUAGGGACAGGAUGGGGUUUGGGAUUUGGGAUUUUUGGGGUCAUUUAGGAGCUUUUUGGGGUCGCAGGAUGUACAGCUACCCAGCCCGGGUCCCACCGCCGCCCCCCAUCGCCCGCGCCGUCGUCCCCUCCAAGCGGCAGCGCGUCUCCGGCAACACCUCGCGACGCGGCAAGAGUGGCUUCAACAGCAAGAGCGGCCAGAGGGGCUCCUCCUCCAAGUCCGGAAAGUUGAAAGGCGACGACCUGCAGACCAUCAAGAAGGAGCUGAGCCAAAUCAAGCAGAAAGUCGAUUCCCUCCUCGAGAGCCUGGAGAAGAUCGAAAAGGAGCAAAAGCAGAAGAGCGACAAAACGGAGGAGGAGCAGGGAGGGGCGUCGAGCAAAAAGGAGGAGAGCGGCCCCAAAACGGAGGCGGGAGGAGAGGAUUCGGCCGAGGAGGGGGACCUGCUGGAUGACGAGGAUGCGGAGGAGAGGGGGGGACGAUCAGCUGGAAUCCAUCAAGGGAGAUGAGAAGGAAGCGGAAGAAGGGGGAGGACGACCGCGACAGCGCCAACGGCGAAGACGAUUCCUAAAAUACGACCCCAAAAAAGGCAAAAAUCACCCCAAAAAUGACCCCCCCCCCCUCCCCA